AUGAUAAGUGGCUACUUCAAUAAUGAUACAUUACUCGAUUUUGCUGUAGUGAGCAGCAAUACGAGCAAUCAAUCCGUUGCCGUAUUUUUGGGUGCCACUGGUGGUAAUUUAACGAUACCACCUGUGUAUUACUCGACGAGACCAAGUGUCAGUAGUCGAAGUAUAUGUGCUGCGGACGUCGAUCGAGAUGGUCAUGUCGAUUUGGUCGUCGCUAAUUAUGACCUGAAUACACUAAGCAUUUUUAAAGGUGAUGGAAGAGGGGUAUUUCAAACAACAGCAAAUACUGUAACAUUGGGUUCCGCUCAAGGCCCAAAUUCAAUAGUUACAGCUGAUUUCAAUGAUGACAACAUUCCUGAUCUAGCCGUCAGUUUUCAGACAAGUCAAAGUGUUAUGAUGCUGCUUGGCAAUGGUGGCGGUUCAUUCACGUCAAAGAGCAUAGUUCCCACGAAUGCUAUAAGCAGCUCGUCACCUCGUUAUCUUUAUGCUGCCGAUUUAAAUCAUGAUGGCCGACCAGAUACUACACUGGGUGAUUUUGGUGCUAAUCGAGUAGGCAUUUUCCUCACCCAAUGUCUCGCUACGACAACAUCGAUGACCACAGUGCGUCAACUUGCCUUUGAACCAAUGGUUUCAUACACUACCACAGUUUUUCUCGGACCAAAUGCAGCUACAGUUGGAGAUUUCAAUAGCGACAGUUACUUAGAUAUUGUGACUGCAAAUUAUGAUAAUAGCAGUGUUGGUGUGCUUCUUGGAACUGGAAAUGGCACAUUUCAGACACAAAGAAUAUUUUCAGUUGGUAACAAUGUUGAACCGAUGGCCAUUACUGUUGCUGAUUUCAAUAAUGACGGACGACUGGAUACCGUUGUUGCUAAUUAUCGCGGUUCGAAUAUUGCUGUUCUUCUUGGAAAUGGUAAUGGAACUUUACAGGCACAAAACAAUAUGUCAACUGGAGCUAAUAGCAAGCCCAAUGCUGUUGCCGUCGGUGACUUCAAUAACGAUAAUCUAUUGGAUAUUGCAGUUGCCAAUUACGGAACUAACAAAGUGGGUGUGUUUCUAGGAAAUGGUAAUGGAAAUUUCCAGAUCCAAGAUACAUAUUCAACCGGAAGCAGUAGUCGACCAUAUGCGGUUGCUAUUGGUGAUUUUAGUUAUGAUAAUCAAUUGGAUUUGGCUACGGCUAACUAUGGCACUAACAAGAUAGGCAUAUUUCUUGGUAUUAGAAAUGGUACCUUUCAAGCACAAACAACCUUUCUCGUUGGUAACAAACCGAGCUGGAUAAGUGUUGCUGAUUUUAAUGAUGACAGCUAUCUGGAUAUCGCUGUUCUUAAUAGCGGUGAUAAUAAUGUUGGCAUUUUUCUGGGAAAUGGAAAUGGAGUGUUUGGUACACAGGCCACUUUUUCUGUAGGAAAUAGUACUUGGAAUUAUUUCUUUGCUGUUGCUGAUUUAGAUAGUGAUGGUCAUUUGGAUAUAGUGGUACCUAAUGCAAUCGAAGGUACUAUUAGUAUUUUGCUGGGAUAUGGGGAUGGGACUUUUCAAUUACAACAGAAGUUUUCGACUGGAGCAAACAGUGAACCAUAUGGAUUAGCUGUCGGUAAUUUUAACAAUGAUAAUUGGCUUGACAUCGCCGUCACUAAUUAUGGAACAAACGAAGUGGGAAUUUUAUUGCGCACAUGGUAA
Molecule: messenger RNA, 1671 nt
Organism: Rotaria sp. Silwood2
Lineage: Eukaryota; Metazoa; Rotifera; Eurotatoria; Philodinida; Philodinidae
Source: the annotation of a GenBank genome assembly